This is a messenger RNA of Drosophila elegans, 1660 nucleotides long. Its product is annotated as prolyl 4-hydroxylase subunit alpha-1. Gene Ontology annotation, molecular function: procollagen-proline 4-dioxygenase activity; iron ion binding; L-ascorbic acid binding. Gene Ontology annotation, biological process: peptidyl-proline hydroxylation to 4-hydroxy-L-proline. Lineage: Eukaryota; Metazoa; Arthropoda; Insecta; Diptera; Drosophilidae. The record is from RefSeq and is a predicted model, not a curated record. Bases 74 to 1603 code for a protein of 509 amino acids. The transcript is spliced from 7 exons. Gene Ontology annotation, cellular component: endoplasmic reticulum.
GUUUCAGCUCAGUCUUUUAUUAAUUUCUGUUCCGAAAAACUUUGGCAAUGAUGAAAACAGCUCAGAGGAAAAAAUGAUAUACAGCACUUCUGUGAUGAGCAUGGUAAAACUUUUAGAAAUGGAAGAGUCUUUAAAAGCUAACCUUGAGGCAUACUUACAAGCUAUGCAGUCUAAGGUGGAUAAGAUUAAAUUAUAUCAGGAGUCGUUAAAGAGGGAAAGCUUCAACACGCUGGCCGAGAAGGAAGAGUAUAUGGCCAAUCCUUUAAAUGCCUUUCCUUUGGUGAGACGCCUCAAUCAAGAUUGGCCCAAGUGGCUAAGAUAUCUGAAACUGGCGAUAGCAACCAAGAACACCAAAGAAAUGGAAUUGCAAUUGAAGUCUGCUCCAAUUGAUGAUGACCUUAAUGUUGCCCUUAAAGGAAUGACGCGGAUCGAAAAAUUUUAUAAUCAACAUGCAGACGAUUUGUCAAAGGGUUUCCUACUUGGAAGGAAAUUUAACUCCCAUUUGACUGCCCCUGAUUGUAACGCCUUGGCUAAUUUUCACUACAAUCAAUCACGAUUCUCCGAAUCCACUCACUGGUAUCGCAUGGCUUUAAGACUUCAUGAGUUUCCCCAAGGCGAACUCUAUGAAAAAGUUUUGGGUUUGAAGAGGAAAAAAAUCUACAAAAAAUAUGCCAAGGCAUUGCUCAAAGAAUCUCUAACCUUGGAUAAAGUUAAGAUCACUUCGACAGAGAAAUCUGAAUGGGAUAGCAUGGCCAAAGAGGUCACUCGGGAAGACAAUUAUGACAACGUUAAAAACUUAAUUGAUGAAUACCUAACAGGAGACGAGAAGAUAUUUCAAGACGAAGCCGCCAAACGAAAGCGUAAGCCAACUAAACUAGAGCGCGGCUGUCGUGGAGAAUGGCCGAAGAAUACAUCGUCCCAACUAACGUGUCGCUAUAACAAGGAGACAUCUCCAUUUCUUAAGAUAGCGCCACUCAAAUUGGAGUUUCUAAGCCUGCAACCUUUGGUACUUCUUUACCACGACGUGCUCUACGAGCAGGAAUUCAAGCAAAUGAGGGACAUUGCCAUAUUUAAUGCCACCAUGGAAGAUGGCUGGACAUAUGUUAACUUUGACAAAAACGGAAAGCCAAAACCGCAAGAUUCUGUGGUUAAAAUGGUUACCUUUCAGGGCACCAUUGCUCCUUUUACCCUGAGUAUCAAUCGACGAAUUGCAGAUAUGAGUGGCCUGGAAAUGCUCGAGAACAUGGCUCUCUAUCUGACCAAUUACGGUCUGGGCGGUCAUUUUGGUAAGCAUGUGGACUACGUGGAGUUGGCCGACCGCCCGCCAGGCUUUUUUUCUGAGUAUGGAGGAGAUCGAAUAGCUACAGCUUUACUCUACGCAACCGAUGUUCCCUUGGGUGGAACUACUGUAUUUACAAAACUAAAGUUAUCCAUAGAACCCAAAAAGGGUAAUGCCUUGAUUUGGUUUAACUUGAAUCAUGCUGGGGAUCCUGAUCCCCUAACUGAGCACUCAGUUUGUCCUGUCGUAAUGGGUUCCAGAUGGACGAUAUCCAAAUGGAUACAUGAACGCCAGCAAAUAUUUAAGAAACCUUGUCUAGCCUAAUAUGCCAAUAUAAAACUGUAUUAUUGCCGCCAUUAGUAAGGCAUAUAAAUAAAUAGC